AUGUUUCGAACGAUACCGCGACGACUCCCCCGGCCCUCCCUUGCAAUUGCCCCCCGUCUGGCCGUGCGCUCGUUCGCAUGCGGCUAUCCUCGGAUGUCGUCACCACCCGUACAGCCCCCGGAAAAGGCUGGUGCAGCCGAGGAUGCCCUUUUCGAACAGCAAGUCCGUGAUGUGGAGGCAUGGUGGAGCUCGCCGCGCUACGAGGGCAUCAAGCGGUCCUAUUCGGCGGCCGACGUUGUGAGCAAGCGUGGAUCGUUGCAGCAGACAUAUCCCAGCUCCUUGAUGGCGCGGAAAUUGUUCAAUUUGUUGAAUGAACGUGCGGCGGCGGGUGAACCCGUGCAUACUAUGGGUGCUAUUGAUCCUGUACAGAUGACCCAGCAGGCUCCCAACCAGGAGAUUCUCUACAUUUCUGGUUGGGCGUGUUCGUCACUUUUGACUUCCACCAAUGAAGUCUCUCCCGAUUUUGGCGACUACCCAUACAACACGGUGCCAAACCAGGUCCAACGACUGUUCAAGGCCCAGUCGAUGCACGAUCGCAAGCAGUGGGAUGCGCGACGAAAGAUGUCUGCUGAGGAGCGGAAGUCUACACCAUACGUUGAUUAUAUGCGACCAAUUGUGGCGGACGGUGACACUGGACACGGUGGUCUGUCGGCAGUUCUCAAGUUGGCUAAGCUUUUUGCUGAGAACGGUGCCGCGGCUGUGCAUUUCGAGGAUCAGCUCCACGGCGGAAAGAAGUGUGGUCAUUUGGCGGGCAAGGUGCUUGUCCCUAUGGGCGAGCACAUCAACCGAUUGACCGCUGCACGAUUCCAGUGGGACAUGAUGGGCUGCGAAAACUUGGUGAUUGCACGCACUGACUCGGAGAGUGGCAAGCUGAUCAGUAGCGCUAUUGACGUGCGCGACCACGAGUUCAUCCUCGGUGUUACUGAGGAGGUGGAGCCCCUGGCCGAGACUCUGCAAGCCAUGGAGCGUGAGGGCGCUUCGCCUGCUGAGAUUGACGCUUAUGAGCUUGACUGGGUCAAGGAGCACAAGCUGGUCUCCUUUGAUGAGGCCGUCGAUGCACACCUCGAAGCUGAGGGUGCUUCUCAAUCUGCACGGGAUGCCUACAAGGCUCAUGUGAAGAAGAACCCCGAUCUUUCAUUCUCGCGCCGUCGUGCCCUGGCCAGCGAUUACACCAAGACCCCGGUGGUUUGGUCUUGCGACGUCCCGCGGACCCGCGAAGGUUUCUACCACUAUCGCGCUGGCUUCCCGGCUGCGACCAAGCGCGCCAAGGAGUUCGCGCCUUACGCAGACCUGCUUUGGGUCGAGACUGGCGACCCCAACGUCGAGCAGGCAGGCACUCUGGCUGGCGAAGUUCGUGCCAAGUACCCCGGCAAGAAGCUCGUGUACAACCUCAGCCCGUCCUUCAACUGGAUGGCCCAGGGCUUCGACGAGGCAUCGCUGAAGUCCUUCAUUUGGGACAUCGCCAAGCAUGGAUUCGUCCUGCAAUUGAUCUCCCUGGCUGGUCUCCACAGCAACGCCACCAUCACGACUGAACUCUCCCGUGCAUUCAAGGACGAGGGAAUGCUCGCCUACGUGAAGCUGGUUCAGUCCCGUGAGAAGGAGUUGGGCGUAGACGUCCUGACUCACCAAAAGUGGAGCGGUGCUCCGUAUAUGGAUGGUAUUCUGGGUGCUAUCCAGAGCGGAAGCAGCAGCAGCAAGAGCAUGGGCGAGGGCAACACUGAGAAGGGUUUCUAA
This is a messenger RNA of Penicillium cinerascens, 1734 nucleotides long. RefSeq names its product methylisocitrate lyase ICL2. NCBI's taxonomy places the organism in Eukaryota, Fungi, Ascomycota, Eurotiomycetes, Eurotiales, Aspergillaceae. Gene Ontology annotation, molecular function: methylisocitrate lyase activity; isocitrate lyase activity. The record is from RefSeq and is a predicted model, not a curated record. The coding region runs from base 1 to 1734 and encodes 577 amino acids. The transcript is spliced from 7 exons. Gene Ontology annotation, cellular component: mitochondrial matrix.